This is a messenger RNA of Hibiscus syriacus, 1920 nucleotides long. Its product is annotated as probable serine/threonine-protein kinase At1g09600. The transcript has 7 exons. The record is from RefSeq and is a predicted model, not a curated record. Gene Ontology annotation, biological process: positive regulation of transcription elongation by RNA polymerase II; protein phosphorylation. NCBI's taxonomy places the organism in Eukaryota, Viridiplantae, Streptophyta, Magnoliopsida, Malvales, Malvaceae. Gene Ontology annotation, cellular component: nucleus; cyclin-dependent protein kinase holoenzyme complex. The coding region runs from base 204 to 1838 and encodes 544 amino acids. Gene Ontology annotation, molecular function: ATP binding; RNA polymerase II CTD heptapeptide repeat kinase activity; cyclin-dependent protein serine/threonine kinase activity.
AAGGAGAUUUUAUUCUCAAUAAACGGUUUUAGAUUAUUGGUGGGGAAAUUGCAAAUGGUUGAGAAGAAUUUGAAAAGAAUAUUGACCUGGGAAUCCCAUGAUUGCAUCAUGGCGACCCCCUUUGUUUUAAUGCAUGAGAAGAACAUCAUAAUUGACGAGGUCUAGAGCUAUUCAAGACAACAAGGGACUAUUGAGGACAGAUUAUGGGCUGCAUGUUCUCACAAGAACCCCAAGGUGAGAAUGUUCACGAUAACGACAAUGAGAAAGCCGGGGAGAAAAAGAACGAUGACGACAAUGGUGAGAAGGGGGAUGGUUCAAAUACAGAAGGUGACAAGGAGGGAGUUUCGGGGGGAUGGCCGUCAUGGUUGGCUUCAGUUGCAGGGGAAGCCGUUGAUGGAUGGCUACCACGGAAGUCGGACUCUUUCGAGAAGUUAGAAAAAAUUGGACAAGGAACUUAUAGCAGUGUAUACAAGGCCCGUGACCUAGAAACAGACAAAAUUGUCGCCAUGAAGAAGGUUCGGUUUGUUAAUAUGGAACCACUUAGUGUUCGUUUUAUGGCUAGGGAAAUCAUCAUCUUACGGAAGCUUGACCACCCAAAUGUUAUGAAGCUUGAGUGUAUAGUCACUUCAAGGAUGUCUAGCAGCUUGUAUCUUGUUUUUGAGUACAUGGAGCAUGACCUUGCUGGGCUUGCAGCAACUCCUGGUAUCACUUUAACUGAACCGCAGAUUAAAUGUUACAUGCAACAGUUGUUUCGUGGCAUUGAACAUUGCCAUAGCCGUGGUGUCCUGCAUAGAGACCUCAAGGGCUCAAACCUUCUGAUUAACGACAAUGGAAUUCUUAAGAUUGCAGAUUUUGGUCUGGGUGCAACUUUUCAGGUUGAUCAAAAGCAGCCUCUAACAAGUCGAGUCGUAACUCUUUGGUACAGGGCACCUGAGCUUUUGCUUGGGGAAACUGAAUAUGGAGUUGCUAUAGAUUUGUGGAGUGCUGGCUGUAUCCUUGCUGAAUUAUUUUUUGGGAAGCCUAUUAUGCCGGGAAGAACAGAGGUGGAGCAAAUGCAUAAGAUCUUUAAGCUCUGCGGUUCACCCUCAGAGGAGUAUUGGCAGAAAACAAAACUUUCCCAUGCAACUAGCUUUAAACCCCAACAACCUUACCAGCGUUGUCUUGAUGAGACGUUCAGAAACUUCCCUGAGUCUGCCUUGUCUCUCGUUGAUAAACUCCUUUCAAUGGAUCCGGAAGAUCGAGGAUCUGCUGAUUCAGCACUUAGCAGUGAGUUCUUCACAUCAGAGCCGUUACCCUGUGAUCCGUCAUAUGUACCAAAAUAUCCUCCAUGCAAAGAACUAGAUGUCAAACUUCGUUGCGAGGAAGCAAGAAGAAAAAGAGCAGAGGCUGUAAAGAGGCGAGGAGCUGAAUCUAUUAAAAGCGGGUCAAUGGAUUUUAAGGGCGUUCGAACACCAGAAUUCAUUGCACAAGGACAGUCAAAAACAAGGAUCGCUCAUAUUGAGAGUGGUGCCUCUGGCUUCCAGAUUGAUUCACGCAAGGUUGCUUUGCAGAAUGGUUUAUCUCAAUCCACUUCAAUGAUCCACCCUAGUGCUGCAGCAACAUGGAAUAAGGCAGGUCCUACAUUAAAAGAAUCACUAAUGCCUCAGGAAACUGAAGCUUCUGAUAAUAAAGAGGAUACAACUAACAAUCAUCCUGUUUCAAGUUUUUUAACAAGGAAAAACAGGUUCCACUGCUCUGGACCACUGAUGCCUCCUGGGGGAAAUAUUGACGAUAUACUUAAAGAGCACGAGAAACAAAUCCAGCAGGCUGUACGUAAAGCACGUCUUGAGAAAGCCUGAACUAAUAGAAGUCACAACAUUCACAGCGGAAACAUAACGGAGGAUUUUUGGACAAUCAUUCGUUAAAUGGUUUGAUAGCUGC